CACGAAAAAAGUUUGACCAAUCAUUUCGCUGGGAGCUCACAACACAGCAGCCCAACUGUACUUUGUUGGCUGGGAAGUUGGAGAAGGGGGUCGAGUACAAAUCUAGAUCUGUCCUAUAUAUUUUUUUCCCUUCACUGAACCGUGCUUUGUAUGAUGUCUGAGAAUGUCCAUUUCUGGGACUCUUAGCAAUUAUUAUGUCGACUCCAUUAUAAGUCAUGAGAGCGAAGACUCGCCUUCAGCUAAAUUUUCGUCUGGGCAAUAUUCGAGUUCCAGGCAAGCUGGGCACAAUGAGCAUCUAGAAUUCCCCUCCUGUAGUUUUCAGCCAAAACCUCCAGUUUUCAGCGCCUCCUGGACUCCUUUGAAUCCACAUUCUUCUGGUACCCUUCCUGCCGUCUACCAUCCAUAUAUUCAACAUCAAAGCGUCCCAUCUGAGAGCAGGUACCUCCGGAGCUGGCUGGAUCCAGUACCCAGGGCAGAGAACCUCCCCGGGCAGGGAUCUGUUAAGGCAGAGCCGCUGCUGGGCCGUCCCGGGGAUGUCCAUAAACAGGGAACACAGGAGUACAAUUUAGAAACUUCUGCUGCAAGGGAAGGGAUCGUUUCCAAUCAAAGGCCCAGCUUCGAGGACAAUAAAGUUUGUGAAGGAAGCGAAGACAAAGACAGGACAGAUCAAACCAACCCAGCUGCCAGCUGGCUGCACGCCCGCUCCUCCCGGAAAAAACGAUGCCCUUACACCAAAUACCAGACCCUGGAACUAGAGAAGGAGUUUUUAUUCAAUAUGUACCUGACGAGGGACCGUAGACACGAAGUGGCCAGACUCCUCAACCUGAGUGAGAGACAAGUCAAAAUCUGGUUUCAGAACCGAAGGAUGAAAAUGAAGAAAAUGAACAAGGAGCAGGGCAAGGAAUGAAAAAAAGCAGAAAAGCAGCACCCCCCCAAGCCCCUUUCCCCCUGUCCCAGGUUCCGAGGCAGCUCAACCCCCCCUGUAGCGCUGCCGAAUCCCCCCGAAACGAGGGAGAACCCCCCCCUCCCCGUUUUUCCCCAUCUCCGCCUUUGCAUGCGAGAUGUCGCUUAUUAUUCUUUCUUUCUUUUUAUUUUUUUUUUAAACCUUCUUAGUGCUGCCACUUAGGAGGCAACUUAGCCAGAACUGCAGCUCCUUUUUGGGGACACACGCUGGGUUUUGUUUCUCUUUUCUUGUUUACUUUUUCUCUUUUUUAUUUCUUUUUCCCCCCCUCCUCUCUUUUCCUCUCCCCGCGGUGUUAACACAGCACAGGCUCCCGUUGGAGCAGCAGCUUUCCCUGCUCGCGUUUUCUCCAUGGAAAACACACAAAAAACCCACCCACCCCGGCCCAAACCCCCAGCAAACCUCGCCGUCUUUCUUUCCCCACGGGAGGACAAUGAUUCCCUGGAAAACACGCGCUCACACGCACUCACGAGAGCUCACACUCACACGAGGAGGUGGCCGAGCAACCAGACGAUUUAAUUAAACCUCUCGCAAGACAGACACAUUCGUAAGACUCGCGUUUAAUUGCGCCCAACAAAUCAUUUGCAAUUCGCCAACUUUAUCCCGGGGUAGCCGGUUCAUGACAGCCCCAACUCCCUACUGGGGUUUCCCCCCCUUCCCCUCCUCCGCCCUCUCCCCCCUCCUCUCCCCUCCCCGUUAUUUUUUACUUUUUUUAGCUCGUUUUAUUCUGCGGGAUUUUUAUUCCAAUUCGUGCUGUGGCAGAAAUGUGACUUUGACCUGAAAGUUUAGUGGGAUCUUUGCAGGCAAAACCUCCUCAUCUGGUAGUUUUAUACUGGGGCACUUGGAAGAAGAGAAAAGCCGGGGAGGGAGGCGAGAAGAGAGUGUGCGGGGGGCACUCUCAGAGCCGCAUUGUAAAUUAUUGAGGAGAAAAAGGGGCGGAAGAACCCCUGCCAACUUAUCCCUAACUUUUUAGAGAAGAGGAAGAAUGGGAUUUUUUUUCUAGUUUAAAAAAAAAAACUACCUUAGUAGAGCUAUCAGGGAGGGGAAGGUUGUGUUCUUAGCGCUAGAUAUUUAUAAUUUAUUGUGAAUUGACUUUUCCUAAAGCAGUAGGGCUGUUGCAGAGAUAAAGUGCCAACCCCAGCCUGUGUGUUAUUCCUUCCCCCUCCCGUUCGCUGAGAGUCGCUUUUAAUACUUGGAUGUCGCGGGGCUUUUGCUGGGGUUGGGGUUGUUGGGGUUUUUUUUGAGCUCCCGGAGUGUUUUCCCGCUGCCACCCGCUCCCCUCCGGGCCCCGAGGAAGGAACCUCGGCCCACGGGUGGCACCGGGGGAUGCGGCGGCUCCUCCGGCCGCCUCCCCCCCUCCCUAAUCCUCAUCCUGAGCCCGAAGAGUCACAAAUCUGGACCUCGCCGGGCUCGUGUCCUGCGGCCGGAGCCGAUUUCCCGCCUGCCAGAGCCGCUGCAGGUCCCUCCGGGCGGGACUUGGGUCCCCUUUAUCUCUGUAAGACUUAACUUUGUUUUGGGAAGGGAGGGGGGUGGGAGGGAGGGCCGGGGUUCGGGGGGGUUAGUUCCAGUCGAUGCUAUGGUGGGUAUUGUAAACCGUGUUCGUGGUUGUGUUUCUGUGAAUGUUGAAGCUCGUUUUUCUGUUUCUACUGUGGCUUUUUGAAGUAUGCGAAGAGUUCUGCAGUUGAUAGUGGACGGAAAAAAAUAUCGAAAUAAACCUCUGUCGUUUUCUUCGUGUGCAAAUUUUGUAUAUUUAGCUGCCAGGAGGCUUUCUAGGAACAAGGCGAGUGUGAGGUGGCUUGUUUUAAUAGGGCGGAGAGGGGGAAAAAUAGAGAAAAAACAUUUUUUUCUGCCGUGUAUCUGAAGGAACCAGCGCAAAUCUGUUUGCAGGAGUGACUUGUGUAUCCUUAGAGUCAGGUUUGGCGAGACCACUUUUAUCUGCUGAGCAGAGGUUGCUCUGGGAAGCAGCGAUAGGCAGAUUGGCGGUUUUUUUGGAAAGUGUUCCUGCUUUUUUUUUUUCUUUUUCCCCCCUCCCUCCGCGAUCCAGAGAUAAGAAUCGAGUAGCUGCGCCUCUGAAAUUUCCACCGCUUCAAAUCCUCUUAACGGGGGUAAAAAAGAAAAAAAAAACAACAAAACAAAACCUUCCCCUCGACAAGAAACCAGAGCUUAAGUGUUUAAGACCAUUCCUCAGAAAGUUGGUUGGGUUUUAGUGUGGUUUUGUUUUUUUUUUUAAUGCCCAGACUUUCUCGUGUAAAACUUUCCAUGGUGAAGUGGCUCCUUGGGGGCUUCAAAAUUUAACUGUUCUCUUGCCGGAGGGAGUUCAAGGGAACCAAACUUCGCUCCGCGGCUCGAAACUAAAUUAAGAAAAGCUGUUUCGGAGACAUUUUGAGCCGCGGAGUUGGUGGCAGCAGGAUCGUUUCCCUAAAUGGGGAUUUAU
This is a messenger RNA of Neopelma chrysocephalum (saffron-crested tyrant-manakin), 3395 nucleotides long. It is a transcript of the gene HOXB9, whose product is annotated as homeobox B9. The coding region runs from base 164 to 907 and encodes 247 amino acids. NCBI's taxonomy places the organism in Eukaryota, Metazoa, Chordata, Aves, Passeriformes, Pipridae. Gene Ontology annotation, biological process: regulation of transcription by RNA polymerase II; proximal/distal pattern formation; anterior/posterior pattern specification. The record is from RefSeq and is a predicted model, not a curated record. The transcript is spliced from 2 exons. Gene Ontology annotation, cellular component: nucleus. Gene Ontology annotation, molecular function: RNA polymerase II cis-regulatory region sequence-specific DNA binding; DNA-binding transcription factor activity, RNA polymerase II-specific.